Molecule: messenger RNA, 2331 nt
Organism: Ceratosolen solmsi marchali
Lineage: Eukaryota; Metazoa; Arthropoda; Insecta; Hymenoptera; Agaonidae
Gene: Pdi
Product: protein disulfide isomerase
Exons: 8
Coding region: 86-1579 (497 amino acids)
Biological process (GO): protein folding; response to endoplasmic reticulum stress
Cellular component (GO): endoplasmic reticulum
Molecular function (GO): protein disulfide isomerase activity
Source: RefSeq, a predicted model, not a curated record
CGUGGAUGUUCCGUGGAAGCACGGCGUACGUAUACGCGCGGUGCUCACGACCGCCAUCGGCCAUUUGUUCGCGAGAAAGCCAAGGAUGAAGUUCGCACUGCUCGCUACCGUCGUCGGGGCUUGUCUCCUGUUUGGAGCCACGCGCGCCGAGAUCGUGCUGGACAGCGAUGUGCUCGUCAUCACCAAGGACAACUUCGAGGAGGCUGUCAAGAAGUACGACUAUAUUCUCUUCAAGUACUAUGCUCCAUGGUGUGGGCAUUGCAAGGCUUUAGCUCCAGAGUACGCCAAAGCUGCCAAGACAUUACUGGAGCAGAACUCUGAAGUGAAACUUGCUAAAGUAGAUGCCACCAUUGAAACCGACUUGGCAGAGCAAUACGAAGUUAAGGGUUAUCCGACCUUGAAGUUCUAUCGCAAAGGCACUCACAUUGAAUAUAGCGGUGGUCGUAAGGCUGAAGAUAUUGUUAACUGGGUUACCAAGAGGACUGGGCCUCCUGCCAAAGAUUUACAGAGUGUCGAAGAAGUUAAAGCUUUCAUCGAGAACAACAAUGUUGCCAUUGUUGGUUUCUUUAAGGACCUUGAAUCUGAAAAAGCCAAAGUAUUUAUGGAAGUUGGUAAUGCUAUCGACGAUCACGUGUUUGGUGUCUCCAGUAGCGAUGAAGUAUUUUCAGAGUACAAAGUCGAAGAUAAUAAAAUCUUCCUGUUCAAGAAUUUUGACAACAAACAAAUUGAAUUCGUUGACGAACUCACCGUGGAUAAGCUGACAUAUUUUGUUCAAGUAGAAUCUUUACCUUUAAUCGUGGAAUUCAAUCAGGAAACUGCUCGUAAGGUUUUCAGUGGCAAAAUAAAAAAUCAUCUUCUUCUCUUCUUCAGCCAAGAAGCCGGUCACUUUGAUAAAUAUUUAGAAUCACUUACGAAACCAGCCGAAGAGUACCGUGGAAAGAUUCUGUUUGUUACCAUCAACGCCGACGAGGCCGACCACGAGCGUAUCCUCGACUUCUUCGGUCUGAAAAAAGAGAACAUGCCCGCCAUGCGUAUCAUUCAACUCGAAGAGGACAUGCCCAAGUACAAACCCGAAAGUACAGAUCUGACUGUUGACAAUAUCAAGGAAUUCGUUAACACGUUCCUUGAUGGUAAACUGAAGAGGCAUAUAAUUACCCAAGAUUUGCCCGAAGAUUGGGACAAGAACCCCGUCAAGGUCCUUGUCGGUACCAACUUCGCCGAGGUUGCCUAUGACAAAAGCAAGCACGUGCUCGUUGAAUUUUAUGCUCCAUGGUGCGGACACUGCAAACAACUCGCCCCGAUCUACGAAGCUCUUGGGGAGAAAUAUAAGGAUAGCGAGAAAGUAGUCAUCGCCAAGAUGGAUGCUACUGCCAAUGAAUUGGAAGAUAUUACAAUUUCCAGCUUCCCUAAGAUCAUAUUGUACAAGGCUGAAACGAACGAGGCUGUUGAAUACUACGGUGAAAGAACACUGAACGAUCUGUCCAAGUUCAUUGAUUCCGAUGGUGCCGAUGAGCAAGGUGUCGAGGAGACUGAAGAGGAGGACGAGGACGACGAUGUUCCACGAAAGGACGAGCUGUGAGAAAAUCACGCGCAUUAUCAGUAUCAUGAAGUAAACGCAAGAAAGAACAUCCUUAUCUCGACGUUUUCUCCCUUCGUGUCGAUAAUCAAUACUACUUGCGCCAAUUUUUUCUUCGGUGCAAGUAGUAAUCCCCGACUGCAGUACAUCUGCCCAGUCAUAUUUUAUUUACAUAAAGCUUGCAUUGGGAUCUAGUUUGCGAGAUUCAACGUGUACAUUUUUUUAAUUGAAAUUUCCUUGUACAGAUUUAAUGUUUGAAGUUUAUGCUUCAUUAUUCUUUAAAUUUUUUAUUACCAAUUUUUCACUGUUAAUUUAUGUGGAACGUCAAUUUAGAUCGAUAUUGUACUUACGCCGCUCGUCUUCCAUCAGCGCCGUAAUCAUAUAAACUUCUUCUUUUCAAAGCUUAUUUUCUCUUUUUCUGCGAAGAUACUUUAGACACAACAUACUGGAUACGCAGUUCUUAUUUAUUGCAUUAUUUAAUAACAGUGCUCUUUUUUUAGAAAAUGAAAUUCAAUUUCUUAAACUCCGACUUUGUUAGCCAUUCCGGUGAAUCAGCAGGGGAAGAGAGAAAGAAAGUGCGCGUGCGUGAGUGAGAGAGAAAAAUAUACAGUAAGGAUACAGAGAGCAAGAAAAAUUUUUAACGACAACUCUGCCGAUUGCAUUUCUUGGCGGGUGCCUUAACGAAUUCCACUUUUCAGAAUUCAAUUAAACUAUUGUUAUUUUACGAAUUAUUUUAAAUAAAACAAAAAACUAUU